Messenger RNA from Labrus bergylta (ballan wrasse), 560 nucleotides. RefSeq names its product F-box protein 36a (gene fbxo36a). NCBI's taxonomy places the organism in Eukaryota, Metazoa, Chordata, Actinopteri, Labriformes, Labridae. Gene Ontology annotation, molecular function: protein binding. The record is from RefSeq and is a predicted model, not a curated record.
UUUGCGUCCAAAAUGGCGUCCUUGCUCGGGGAGCAACUAUUUGAAAUCAGUGACCGGGGUCCACCUCCUCUGAAAGAUUUUUUCCAACUUGUUGUUACCAAAAAUAAGGUGAUAUUGACAACAUGGACGAUUUCUUUGAGGCUUGGAUCCAGAGGCGCUGCACCCAAAGAGCUGAAGACACCCCACCAAGAUUUCCUACAUGACAAAAAGAUACAGCAACAAGUUGGUAUAGUUUUUGGACAGAGGAUCCUGGAACACGCAAUGUUACUUUGUCAAGGAAAUGUUGAUUACCUUGAGCGUUUAUCUGAUGGCAUAUUGCUGAGAAUCCUUUCCCACAUCGAGCUAAAAGAUACAACAAUGCUGGCACAAGCUUCACAAAGAUUCAGAAAGCUCUGCAAUUCUGAGAGGUUUUGGGAGCAGACUGUGAGGAAUCGCUGUGCUGAGUUCACCAGUGACAUGGAGGGCUUAGCAAAUGUCAUGGGCUGGAGGGAGAUCUAUUUUACCUUUUUCCACACCACUGGAAGUCAGAAAAAGUGAAGCAACAAAACCAUUUCAUUAAA